Molecule: messenger RNA, 1449 nt
Organism: Schistosoma rodhaini
Lineage: Eukaryota; Metazoa; Platyhelminthes; Trematoda; Strigeidida; Schistosomatidae
Source: the annotation of a GenBank genome assembly
AUUCUCACCAUGGUUUCCUGUGGCGAAUAAUCAAAAUGGCACUGGCGACUAUAAGUUUGAAACCGCCUCCGAACGUUGAUCCAACAAAGGCUACUUUAGCCUACGGGAGGUUAGCCAUAAAAAGGAUUAAUAGAGAAUUGAAAGAUACAGAACUAAUAAUACGCCAACGCGCUGUUAAAGCUUUAUGUGAUUAUCUGCACGAUCCUGAGCAUAUUGAAGAAGCAAUUAAUGAAGGCACUAUUUGUUCAUUGAGCUUUUUGUUAAAAGACGCCGACAUACCUUGUAGGGUGUAUUCAACAGAAUGUUUUGUAAUCAUAAGCCGUAGGUUGUGAAAUAAUUUUUAUUUUCAAAACAGAACACGCAAUAGGUCGAAUGGCUGCGUUGAGGCACAAUAUUUUGGAGUCUUUCGAGCCUCUUCUAGAUUUCAAACAACCUGAUGUAAUCAGACUAAAUACGCACAGAGCUAUCGAGCUUUUGACUACGAAUUUGACAGGUGUAGAGGCAAUCAUUAAAGCAAAAUACAUUGACUUAUUAGUGAAAUGUGUUGAGAAUGAAGUGGAUGAAAUUAAGAUUAUUGUAUUGAACACUUUAUAUCACUGCUUCAGUUUUGAAACCGAAGAAGGAUUAAACGCCGGCGGGAUAUCGCUGUUUACUAAACUUCUCGGUCAUUCAAACACAGAAAUCAGAACACGUGCAGCUCAAAAUAUUUUGCGUUUAUGUGUGAAUCUAAGAGGUAAACAAGAAGCUCUGGAUAAUGAAACAAUUCCAGCAUUAGUUACUCUAUUAAAUGAUCCAAAUGAAGAUUUGAAAGCAUUUUCUACUGGAGCAUUAGGUUUUAUAUGUACAACAAAUCAUGGUCGUUAUACUACUUUAAAUGCUGGAGCUAUUCCAUUACUUCUUAAUCUGGUUGAUGAUAAAGGUAGUCGAGUAAGAGUCAAUACAUUCAAGGUUCUAACUUGUUUAUCUGAGACACCUGAAGGUCGAAGGAUUCUGUUGGAUCAUUUAAAUAAAAUAUCACCACAUGUCACUGAUAUCAAUGCUGCUGUAGCAAAACAUGCAAAAAUAGCUCUAUCUGUUAUCACUUGGCAACCUUAAUCCCCCCCCCCAAAUAGUUACUAAGACACAAUGGAAAACAAACAAACAAACAAACGGCAUGUUUACAUAUACUUUCACAAUAUUUCGUUUAUCAUAUAAUGAGAUCUUCUUUAUAAAGAGAUACAGUUUGAAUGAGAGAAAAAUGCCCCCUAAUAUAUUUCUUCAUUAAUGUAUGCAUCAGAUUAUCUGUACUAAUAUAAAUUCAUUUUAUGUGAUAUAAUGAGAUUGUUUAUGGAGUUUUCUUUUUGUUUUAUUUAAUUUUUUGACGGGACUGAUAGGCCCUGAGGUCCGAAUCUCGAAAGGCGGGAUCACGCAUGCACACUGCUGAGGAGUCCCACAAUAGGACGAAACGGC